Messenger RNA from Hypomesus transpacificus, 2013 nucleotides. It is a transcript of the gene syngr2a, whose product is annotated as synaptogyrin 2a. NCBI's taxonomy places the organism in Eukaryota, Metazoa, Chordata, Actinopteri, Osmeriformes, Osmeridae. Gene Ontology annotation, cellular component: synaptic vesicle membrane; neuromuscular junction. The transcript has 4 exons. The record is from RefSeq and is a predicted model, not a curated record. The coding region runs from base 146 to 826 and encodes 226 amino acids.
GUCCUUAAACUUUUCAGGAAAUUAGUGAGAACUGUGAAAACCAAGCUACCUAAUCAACUUGACAGCUGCACAUAUAUCUAGACACUGCCUGUGUGCUGCUGUCUGGGCUUUCAACUGAUUUAACGCUAGGUCAUUUAGCAGGAAAAUGGAAUCUAGUGCCUUUGGUGCCUCGCUUGCCGGGGGUGCUUUCGAUUUGACGAGCUUUGUAAAACAACCUCAAACUAUAGUCCGCAUCUUGAGCUGGCUAUUUUCCAUAGUGGUUUUUGCGACCAUUACUGGGGAAGGCUUUGUCAACAAGCCAUCCUCGCAGGAGUUGUAUUGCAUGUUCAACCAAAAUGAAAAUGCCUGCAACUUUGGUCUGGGUAUUGGAGUACUGGCCUUCCUGGCAUGUGUGAUCUUCCUCGUAUUGGAUGCCUACCUGCCUCAAAUCAGCAACGCUAAAGAGAGAAAGCAUAUUGUUACAGCCGAUCUGGCCUUUUCGGGUCUCUGGGCGUUCCUGUGGUUUAUCUGCUUCUGCGUCUUGGCCAACCAGUGGUCACACAGCACCGGUGACUUAAAAAAUGUUGGCGAUGCUGCCCGAGCCGUAGUGACGUUCUCAUUCUUCUCCAUCUUUACCUGGGGUCUUUUGGCUCUAUUUGCCUAUAAGCGAUUUAAGCAAGGAGUAAGUGACUUUGACCAAGGCUACACAGACCCAGCCAACGACAACAGUACGCCCUACCCACCCACCUAUCCUCCCUACCCAAACAGCGGCCCUGAGGGCUACCAGCAGUCACCUUUCAGCCAAGCAUCGGAGCGUCCUGGAGAAUACAAACCCCCGGCACACUAAAAGAUUGCCCUUCUCAGACAUGAAAUAGGGGAGAGGGUAUUUUUAAGUAGUUGCCGACAAUGCCUCAGCUACAGACUGGUUUCUGCACUCAGUCUUUUUCUCCUGACUGUAACUGCUCAGUUACAGCUCGCCCUGUGCUUGCAUGUGGAAUGGUGCUCUGAAAUGCAGUCGGUUUGUAUUCAUGCCAUAUGGAGUGGGGUUUGGAGAGAUUUUCAGCAUUUUAUGAUUGUGUGUAAAUUAGUCAAUGACUGUGCACCGUCUAACAGCCUUCGAUAUAGAUGCCAAACACAGAUCUUCCUUUGGAGAGAGAAAUCACUGUUGACAUCAUCAUCCUCUGUACUUACUAAAUGUCUUUCUCUCUUUCGGUUAUAGUUUUUCUUCCCUGAGUUGUACACCUUAAGCCUGUCUCUUCACAGCCAAUUAUUUACAUUUAGUCAUUUUACAUUUGAUGCAAUCACAAUGAUGGCUGCUUUAGACACAUCAUUCCUCACUGGGGAAAUAUCAUGUGUAAAUGAGAUCUUGCAUGGUAGACAUUUGGAGCAUUUUUUAUUUAAAUCGGUUUAUGCUCUAUUUACAUUUAUUGAAUACACAUUCAAUCAUUCUACAGCCUAUUGUUACAUCAUAGGGUACAGCAAAGUUUAUGUUCUCUGCAAACCCAUGCAUGCUGUAUUCUUUGUUACAACCCCACAACUGUACUUUAAUUAGAGCACAUAGGGACUAUGAUAAUCAAAUCUAUAGAUUUUCUUCAUAGAAUGUCUUUAUGAAUAACCACUGAAUUCACAAGUGUGGUUUUGUGUGUACACUGGAUAACAAUAUGCCUUGUGUUUUUUGGGCAGUUGAAUGUAUCAAUGUAAUAGAAAUUUCGCUAUGCUAUUUGAAUAGUUACAACAGUUCAGAUUAUUGUUUCUGUUUUUAUUUGCAUAAUGUUACUGCAAAAAUGGCUGUAUAUUUAGUUAAGUUGGGUUGGCUGUUAAGACCCCUUACCACAUUGUGUGGGACUCCUACCUCUGCCAAGCUACAGGUGUUUUCCAACUGGGCCUUCCAAAGGCUUCUGUCUGGGGUGGGUUUCACCUUCAGUAUAUGCUCAGCCAAAUUCCAAUCUAAACAAUAGUACUGCAAAUACUGAUAUUGCAAUUAUAAACCAUGCUAGUUUGGGAUAUAACUUUUUUUUUUGCACACCCAUUGUU